This is a messenger RNA of Haemonchus placei, 417 nucleotides long. NCBI's taxonomy places the organism in Eukaryota, Metazoa, Nematoda, Chromadorea, Rhabditida, Trichostrongylidae. The record is from the annotation of a GenBank genome assembly.
GAGCUCGCCAUCUUCGAUGAAGAGGUCGGCUACCCGGAAUUUCCUGGAACACCUUGGCAAUUCGACGUCUUUGCGAUCGUCGUUUGCUCCAAGGCCCUCGAGAAUUUCUUUGUAGUCCUGAUCUUCUCUAAGUUCUUCCAACCAGACACUAUCUUUUGUUGCCGCUUUGAGGACCAUGUCCAUCAUCCGUUGAAAGACUGCUGGACUGGUUGAGAGUCCGAACGGCAAUACGGUGAAUUGAUACAAUCCUUCACUUGUUGUAAAUGCACUUUUCUGUUUUGCUUCGUCGGAAAGACGUAUUUGCCAAUAGCUGUUUUGCGAAUUCUUUGCUCCAGGCUUCUUUAUGUCUAGCAUGUCCCUAUCGGGCUCAAAAUGCUUAGGCUUAAUCCACUCGUCAUUCCUCCACUCUCGGUGUGA